This is a messenger RNA of Vigna unguiculata (cowpea), 1296 nucleotides long. NCBI's taxonomy places the organism in Eukaryota, Viridiplantae, Streptophyta, Magnoliopsida, Fabales, Fabaceae. The record is from RefSeq and is a predicted model, not a curated record.
AUGAGGGCGCUGCUGGAGGCGAUUCAGAAACACAGGGUGACGGUGGCGAUACUGGUGUCGCCGUUGGUGGUGGCGCUUACGACGAACACGGCGGUGGAGAAGUACGAUUUGAGUUCGAUACGGUUGGUUAUGUCCGGGGUUGCGCCGCUGGGGUUACAGGCGGAAGAGGCUCUGAAUUGUUGGAGGCAAUUGAACAAACUAGUUUAUUUGGAUUUGAGUCACAACAACUUUUCAGGAAAGAUUCCUAUGUCAAUGGGAUCACUUCUUGAUCUUCAAGCAUUGUUCUUGAGAAACAACAAUUUAGUAGAAGGAAUCCCUUUCUCUUUGAGGAAUUGUACAGAACUAGUAAUGCUUGAUAUGUCAGAGAACAAAUUAUCAGGAUCUAUACCUGAUUGGAUUGGGACAAAAGAAGAAUUGCAAAUAUUAAGUUUGGGAAAGAAUCAAUUCUUUGGGAGUUUACCUUUAGAGGUUUGUUGCCUAAGAAGCAUUCAAGUCUUGGAUCUCUCAAUAAACAACUUAUCUGGAAAAAUUCCUAAAUGCAUAAAAGACCUUACUUCAAUGACUCAAACGCCAUCUUCAAUAGAUUAUGGAUAUCAUUCAUAUUUUUUCAAGAUUGGUGUUUUUGAUACCAGCAUGACAUAUGAUUUGAGUGCAUUGUUGACAUGGAAAGGUUCAGAACAAAUGUUUAUGAAUAAAGGUUUGUCGCUUUUGAAACUCAUUGAUCUUUCAAGCAAUCACUUCUCAGGAGAAAUUCUUGUAGAAAUAGAAAAAUUAUCGGGAUUGAUCUCAUUGAACUUAUCAAGAAACAAUUUGAUUGGAAAAAUUCCUUCAAACAUAGGAAAGUUAGCAUCACUCAAUUCUUUGGAUUUGUCAAGAAAUUGGCUUGUAGGUUCAAUUCCUCCAAGUCUUGCUCAACUUUAUGGACUUGGUGUGCUAGAUUUGUCACAUAACCAUUUAAGUGGAAAAAUUCCUACUGGUACACAACUACAGAGUUUCAAUAAAUCUAGCUAUGAAAAUAAUCUCGAUCUUUGUGGACCGCCACUUGAAAGACUGUGUAUUGAUGGGAAGCUAACACAAGAACCAAAUGUUAAAGUUUAUAAAGAUGAAUAUUCUUUUUUUAAUAAUGAUUUUUUCACAAGUAUGGCAAUUGGAUUUGCUCUAAGUUUCUGGACGGUAUUUGGCUCAAUCUUAUUCAAGCGUUCUUGGCGACAUUCUUAUUUCAACUUCUUGAAUAAGUUAACCGAUAACAUUCUUGUCAAAGUAGCCAUUUUCAGAAAAAAUAUUUAUGGUGAGUAA